Messenger RNA from Heteronotia binoei (common prickly gecko), 2183 nucleotides. It is a transcript of the gene RFTN2, whose product is annotated as raftlin family member 2. The transcript is spliced from 10 exons. Lineage: Eukaryota; Metazoa; Chordata; Lepidosauria; Squamata; Gekkonidae. The record is from RefSeq and is a predicted model, not a curated record. The coding region runs from base 79 to 1650 and encodes 523 amino acids.
UUUCUGGCCGGGAUAGAAAAUGGAUAGAAAAUCCCUUCAUUUUCUAACUUGGGUGCGAAGUGUCCUUUUCCCCACUUUAUGGCUGAAAGCAAACAGAAUCUAAAGCAGAUUUUUGACCUUGCCAUGGGGUGCGGACUAAGGAAACUAGAAGAUCCAGAUGAUAGCAGCCCAGGGAAGAUAUUUUCGACACUGAAGAGACCUCAAGUAGAAACAAAGACGGACUGUGCUUACGAGUACAUAUUGCUGGAUUUUACAUUGGAAGGUUCCUCAAAUCCAGAUGUGAUUAAGAUCAGCUCUGUGCUGGAUAUUGCAAAAAAGGUAGAGGAUUAUUAUGCUAAAGGUUAUGUGGUAGGAGCCAUUCACCCCGUUUUACUAUCUGUUGGACGAAGAAAGCACUUCCCAGCAAGUCAUCUCUACAGAGUGGUCCUGCUGCGUCUCAAAUUAAGCCCGAAGCAUUCAGCAGCCAGAGUCCACCGGCAGCCCAAGCUUGUGAUUGAGGAGUGUCCUUUGACGUAUGAAACACUCACCAAUGAAGCAGUCAAGGGGCUGCUAGAGAAGAUCAACGAUGCUGCCAAAAGAGGCAUGAAGUUUGUGGGCUUUGUAACCCAGCCUUGUCCUCAGUCUCAAGUCUGCAACGGCACAAGCCCAGAGGGAACCACAGAGCCUGAUCCUGCGCCGUGCAGGAGGAGCCAAGAGCAGAGGAUGAACAACUCCGAAGAAAACUUCAAGAGCUGGAACGAAGGGACACUGAGCGGUCAGUCCUCCGAGAGCGGAAUAGAGGAAGAAAUUCAGCCCGACAGCAGUCCGUGCCCAGAUUCUGACGUUCAAGAUGGAAGAGAAGGCAGCCCUGGCCCCAUGAAAUUAAAGAAAGGAGAAGAUAACAAACUGUACACUGUCUUCAAUGUGUUUGAAGAUGAUUCUACCUGCUGGACGUAUCACGAUGGUGUUUUAUCUCUCAAAGUGACAAGGAAAGGCCCAGUGAUUAGUACUCUGGAUGCUGAUUGGCUGGAAUUAACCACCUAUUAUUACAAACAAGGACUGUCGUUAAUUGACUCAUUUGUAUGCUGGGAAGCUUCUAAAGCUGACCACCUGUCCAAAUCAUUAGAAGGCUUGUUCAUAUACGAAGAAGAAGGGUCGGGAGUCCCAGGUUCAAACAGGAAAGGAAAUGAUGCAAUAGUUGUAGAACAGUGGACGGUCAUUGAGGGCAGUGAGAUCAAAACAGACUAUGGUCCUCUGCUGCACACCUUGGCUGAGUUUGGCUGGCUUUUAACCUGCGUCUUGCCGACUCCCAUCAUCCGACUGGACAGCGAGGGUAACCUGGCUACGAAGCAAGUGGUUUUCCUUCAGAGGCCUGCGAUGUGGAAUCCAGUGGUCCAGACGCCUGAGAAGAAAUCCUCCAAGCAGCUCCGAGAAGAAAAAGGCAAAGUUCCCAGCAGAAGCGUUGGAGCAGACCCAGCAAUCCUUGCCCCUGCCCAGAAGACCCAGCCAGCGGACGAGGAGUUCCAUCUGUCCCCUCCUGCGCCGUGUUGGGCCAAGGAAGGAGGCACCCAACAGGCCGGCUUCCCGGGGUUCAGCAGCAGCGACGGCCUGCUCAGGGAACUGGAGGAGGGACAGUUUGAGCAGGAGGUCACUCAGGUGACGUGCAUGUGACCAGUGGCUAGACGGGAAGGACCUGUACAUAAGGCAACAAACUGUGGAAACAGGGCUUACGUUGAUAUACCCGCCUAGGCUUAACCACCAGCUUUUCCUUAGCCUAAUAUCUGCCGUCUCCCCCUCAUUUCUCUGCAGCUGCGUUAAUAGAAAAAGAGUCGUCUUUUAUAAUACUUAGCCGAAGGAUUAACCAAGUCGGGUGGACUUUAUCGGGAGACUACAUUCCUAGGACAGCGCCAAGUGCCUUCAGCGAUGGUCUCGGCAACUGGGGAAGGAAACAACUGCAAGAUGGGUAUUGAUUUCCGCCCGGCUGAAAAACACGAUGCUUUCUAAGGAGCGUGGAAACAGUACACGAGCUUUUUCCCAACAUGCUAUUCUAGAUGUGUGGUUUAAGAAGGGGAAAAAAUGUAAAUGAAGAACUGGGCAGGGUGUGUGUGUGUGUGCGUCACCUUUUCAUUGCAAAUUUUAACUCUACUCCUGCUGGAGCUUAGAACUCAAAAGAGAGUCGACUUAUAAAAGAAAUCUUAUACCCA